Ficedula albicollis (Collared flycatcher) is the source of this 338-nucleotide messenger RNA. Its product is annotated as kinesin-like protein KIF1C. The record is from RefSeq and is a predicted model, not a curated record. Bases 69 to 338 code for a protein of 89 amino acids. Gene Ontology annotation, molecular function: cell adhesion molecule binding. Gene Ontology annotation, cellular component: adherens junction. Gene Ontology annotation, biological process: regulation of protein localization. Lineage: Eukaryota; Metazoa; Chordata; Aves; Passeriformes; Muscicapidae. The transcript has 3 exons.
GUUUGUAUUUUUGUGCCCCCCGCCCCCAAAAGACCCCGCACUUGGUGAACCUCAACGAGGACCCGCUGAUGUCCGAGUGCCUGCUGUACCACAUCAAGGACGGCGUGACCAGGGUGGGCCAGGUGGAUGUGGACAUCAAGCUGUCGGGGCCGUUCAUCCGGGAGCAGCACUGCGUGUUCCGCAGCCGCCCCGACCCCUCGGGGGAAGUUGUGGUGACGCUGGAGCCGUGCGAGGGGGCUGAGACCUACGUCAACGGGAAGCAGGUGACGGAGCCGGUGGUGCUCAAGUCGGGUAGGGACCCCCAAAACCCCCCCCAGAUCCCUGUGGCUCUCCCUUGA